AUGCCGACGCUGGAGCAUGCGCACGAGGUGAUCCGGCAGUAUGGCCCCACGUUGUUCUUCCAGCCCAAGGAGGUCUACCUGCCGUCGUCCGUCUCCUGGUUCUUCAAGAACGGAGCCGCAUUGUACAAGCGAGGGGGAGACACCGCGGCCGGCCAUGGGCGUCACGUGCACCGACGUGGCCAUGUGGGUGUUCUGCCCGUUCAACGGCCCGGCGAGGCUCAAGAACUGGGCAAGACCGGGCGGCACGUCGGGGACUGGGAGCACUUCACGUUCCGCGUCUGGAACCUCACCGGUGAGCUCAUGGGCGUGUACUACUCGCAGCACAGGGGCGAGCACUGGGUGGACACCUCCGCGCUGGAGUACGUCGACGGCGACCGGCCCGUGGUGUACUCGUCCAGAAACGGGCACGCGAGCUACGCGUACCGUGGCGUGUACCUGCAGGGCUCGGCAGCGGCGCUCGGGGUCGGCAUCCGCAACGACGCGCUCGGAGCAGUCUAUUCGUGGACUCCAGCACCAGGUACCGCAUCAUUGCGGCGUAGUAUCUGA
Molecule: messenger RNA, 546 nt
Organism: Miscanthus lutarioriparius
Lineage: Eukaryota; Viridiplantae; Streptophyta; Magnoliopsida; Poales; Poaceae
Source: the annotation of a GenBank genome assembly